Jatropha curcas is the source of this 1972-nucleotide messenger RNA. It is a transcript of the gene ROPGEF12, whose product is annotated as RHO guanyl-nucleotide exchange factor 12. Gene Ontology annotation, molecular function: guanyl-nucleotide exchange factor activity. The record is from RefSeq and is a predicted model, not a curated record. Lineage: Eukaryota; Viridiplantae; Streptophyta; Magnoliopsida; Malpighiales; Euphorbiaceae.
ACACAAACACAAACACAAAUUAAUCAAAAAUCUUUCCCUGUUGUCUUGUUUAUUUCCUCUUAAUACACCUCAUUUCCUCAAACAUGCACCCCACGUUCUACCAACACUUUCAAUAUUCAACAAUAACAUCAAGAUUAACACAAAAACGAUAAUUAUUAAUUAAUCACAAGAGCAAAAAAAAUUCAUUUUGAAGUUGAAAAAAGACCAAGAAAUGUAUUGUUUUCAAGUUUAAACUGUUAGAAUGUAUUGGGUUAUAGUUUCUGUUCUUUGUUCAUACCUUUAUGUAAGAACUAUAAUGGUUCGAGCUAUUGAACAAGAGCAAGAAAUUUAGCUCUUGAAUAAGAGCAAGAAAUUUGUCAGGUUAAAUUGUUACAUUUUAAAGGUAUGAACGAAAAUUCAGGACGUUCUAAUGUCAAGGGUCUUAGCGCUGAUGAUGCUGCUAAACUUGAAGGUGGUCCUAAGUCAAAGGCUAAUAAUAAAGAUGACGCAGGAAUUACACUUCCAGAAGUUAAAAAGAAUCCAGAAAUGGAGCAGAUGAAGGAAAGGUUUGCUAAAUUGCUUCUGGGAGAGGAUAUGUCUGGAGGAGGAAAGGGUGUUUCUUCUGCGUUAGCAUUGUCAAAUGCCAUUACAAAUCUUGCUGCUUCUGUGUUUGGUGAACAAUGGCGUCUAGAGCCCAUGUCUGAAAAAAGGAAAGCAAGGUGGAGAAAAGAAAUUGAUUGGCUCUUGUGUGUGACUGAUUACAUUGUUGAAUUUGUUGCUUCUCAGCAGAAAAACAAGGAUGGGUCGUGUAUGGAGAUAAUGGUGACACGACAACGGAAUGACCUUCACAUGAACAUCCCUGCCUUGCGCAAGCUUGAUGCAAUGCUUAUAGGUUGCUUGGAUAACUUCAAAGAACAAAAUGAGUUCUAUUAUGUUUCAAGAGAUGCACCAGACUCCGAAAAAGGCAACACCAAAAGAAAAGAUGACAAAUGGUGGCUUCCUACUGCUAAAGUUCCUGCAAAUGGUCUAUCAGAAGCAUCAAGAAAAUUUCUGCAGUAUCAAAAAGAUUGCGUAAACCAAGUGCUAAAAGCAGCCAUGGCUAUAAAUGCAAAUGUUCUAGCGGAAAUGGAGAUUCCUGAAAACUACAUUGAAUCCCUGCCAAAGAAUGGAAGGGCAAGCCUUGGGGACUCGAUUUAUCGGUCUAUUACUGUAGAAUUCUUUGAUCCAGAUCAGUUUCUGUCCACCAUGGACUUAUCAACAGAACAUAAAAUCCUAGACCUAAAGAACAGAAUUGAGGCUUCUAUAGUGAUCUGGAAGAGAAAGAUGAACCAGAAAGAUGGGAAAUCUACUUGGGGUUCUGCUGUUAGUUUGGAGAAGAGAGAACAAUUUGAAGAGCGAGCAGAAACUAUCUUACUCAUUCUCAAGCAGAGGUUCCCUGGAAUUCCUCAAUCUUCACUAGACAUUAGCAAAAUUCAAUACAACCGGGAUAUAGGGCAUGCAAUCUUAGAAAGCUAUUCAAGAAUUCUAGAAAGCUUGGCCUACACAGUUCUGUCUCGAAUCGAGGAUGUUCUUUAUGCUGAUUAUGUUACUAGAAAUCCAUCAUAUGCUGGACAGAAGAGGAACCCUUUAAAAGAGACACCUCAAGAACCUUUAAAAGACGAGUUGUCAAGGAAAUCGUCAGAGGGUUCAAUGACACUGUUGGAUUUUAUGGGUUGGAACUUGGAAUUGAAUGAAGGGAUAAAGAAGGAAUCAUCUGGAAAUUCAGAUGAGAUGAUUAAAGAAGAAAUAAAGCUAACAGAAAAAAUUGCCAACAUAGUGACUAUGAAGAAAUCUUCCUACCUUGACAACUUAGGAGGCGUAAAAAGCCCAACCGCCCGUCACUAAGAUAACAACAAUAAGAGGAGGAAAGAAAAGAAAAGAUAGAAGAUAUAAACAAAAGAGUGACAAACCAGCCUGCAUUGACAUAAGAAUUUUGGUUGUUUUUUUUUUUUUU